Pestalotiopsis fici W106-1 is the source of this 1626-nucleotide messenger RNA. RefSeq lists its product as uncharacterized. The record is from RefSeq and is a predicted model, not a curated record. Bases 1 to 1626 code for a protein of 541 amino acids. Gene Ontology annotation, biological process: amino acid transmembrane transport. Gene Ontology annotation, cellular component: membrane. NCBI's taxonomy places the organism in Eukaryota, Fungi, Ascomycota, Sordariomycetes, Amphisphaeriales, Sporocadaceae. Gene Ontology annotation, molecular function: L-amino acid transmembrane transporter activity. The transcript is spliced from 4 exons.
AUGUCUACUCAAGAUACGACCGAGGAGACGCCACUCUUGCGCACCAUGUCCAAAGGAUCUUCGCGCGACCAAGAUGUCGGCACCAUAGCCCGCGAUGAGACAGAUCCCGUGGGUGAGGUGGUUCAGGCGUACGACGAAUCUAGAAAGAUAGGCAUCACCGGCGCUGUAUUCCUUAUUUUAAACAAAAUGAUAGGAACCGGAAUCUUUUCAACGCCAUCGGGAAUUUUUGCUGCUACUGGGUCUGUUGGAGUCUCAAUCAUAUUAUGGUUGGUCGGUGGAAUCCUCACAUUUUGUGGUUUGAGCGUAUUUCUCGAAUUCGGCUUGGCGAUUCCGCUGUCAGGAGGCGAGAAGAAUUACCUAGAAAGAGUAUAUCGCCAUCCGCGGUAUCUGGCCACAUGCGUCUUGGCCUCCCAGAUGAUUCUACUCGGCUUUUCAUCUGGCAACUCGCUGGCCUUUGGGCGGUAUAUCUUGUUCGCUUCCGGGAGCACAGAGCCCGACGGCUGGGCCGCCCGUGGAAUCGGCAUUGCUUGCGCUACCUUUGCCGUCGGCCUACACGCCAUCUUUCCCAAAUGGGGCUUGCGGCUCGUCAAUGUCCUCGGUGUCUUUAAAGUGAUUGUUCUUCUACUGAUUGUAUUUUCCGGUUUUGCGGCACUGGCCGGCCGCCGUUUGGUCCCAGACCCGCACAACUUUGACGAUGCCUUCAAGUUCUACAAGGGCGAUGGAUGGGGCGGCGGCGGCGCUUAUGCAUAUGCCCAGGCUCUGCUUCGGAUCAUAUACAGUUACAAGGGGUGGGAGAACGCCAACUACGUGAUUGGUGAGCUGAGACACCCCAGGAAGACCCUCGCGGUUGCUGCCCCCAUUGCUAUCGGUGGUGUCACCAUUCUAUAUAUCCUUGCAAACGUGGCAUACUUUGCCGCCAUAUCAAAGGAGGACCUGGCGACAUCUGAAGUCAUUGUGGCGGGAAUCUUCUUCCGCAAUGUCUUUGGUGACAGCGCAGCAGCACGAAGUCUACCAACCUUUGUGGCCCUGAGCAACUUGGGCAAUGUGCUUGCCGUCAGCUUUGCCCAUGCGCGGCUGAACCAGGAGUUUGGCAAAGAAGGAUUGCUGCCAUUCAGCAAGUUUUGGGCAUCCGUGAAACCUUUCAACGCACCCGCAGCCGCUCUCUUUUUACACUGGCUUGUCACUGUCAUCAUCUUGGUGGCUCCUCCGGCAGGUCCUGCUUACAACUUCAUUGUCGACCUGUACACAUAUCCAGGAGCCUGGAUCAAUGCCUUUGUCGCCGCCGGACUGAUCUACUUGCAUUGGAGCAGAUCUGAGAAUUGGACAUCACCGUGGCAUUCGUACCUGCCAAUCACGGUGCUGUAUCUGCUGGCAAAUGUAUUUCUGGCGAUUGUGCCGUUUAUCCCACCAGAUGGCGAUUGGAACGCUGAAGGAUACCCGUACUUUGUGUUCCCUGUCGUGGGCGUCGGCGUGCUGUUACUGGGUGCGGUUUACUGGGUUUGUUGGACAAAGAUCUGGCCGGCAAUUGGUGGCUACCGGAUCGAGGCGCAGCGUAUUAUUGAUGAGCAAGGCGUCGAGGUGAUUAGAUACAGAAAGGUCGAUUUGAAGCAUCGCCAGCAGUUUUAG